Stylonychia lemnae is the source of this 1593-nucleotide messenger RNA. The record is from the annotation of a GenBank genome assembly. NCBI's taxonomy places the organism in Eukaryota, Ciliophora, Spirotrichea, Sporadotrichida, Oxytrichidae.
AUGGUGAUUCCAGAAUUCGACCCUUGUUCUGGGGGAGAUCCUGUUCUAACUUCUUCCAGUCAAUCAUCGAGUAGCUCUCAUAAACAUAAAGGAGGAUGUUGCUCUACUAAUAAGACUUCAGAGUCAACUACAUAGUCAUGUUGCCAGGGCAAUUCUUGUGCCUGUGCUAGUGAAUAGAUUGAUACUACAACUAAGUCCACUUAGGAUACUAAACCAUCUAAGCAAGCCACAGUGGUUGAGGAUAUAAAAUUCAGAUGCUUCAAGUGCAAGACAAAGAGAGCCAACUUUACCACCAAGCAGGACAAGGUAUGUCGGGAAUGCUUCCUAGUCAUGUUUGUGCAUAGGUUCAAGUCAUCUCUAAGAAGUAACCUAAAGAUUUGGAAAGAUGAUCUUAACUUGAUAUGUAUUUCAGGAGGAUCUAAUUCGAUGGCUUUGAUAGAUUUAAUGUAUUAGAGUCUGUUUGGAACUGUAUCAAAUAGAAAGAUGUUUUUCAGAGUUCAUAUUCUCUACAUUGAAGAAGGAAGUGUAGUUUAUGGUUGGGAUGAGGAAAAAAGAGAGAAAAAUAUUUAGUUCAUUAUAGACGCCUGCAACAGAUACAACUUUACUUACACCAUUCUACCACUAGAGUAUGUAUAUGAUAUCAGCGAUGAGAUCGAUUUGAGAUAGAUUGAUGGGGAAACUGUAUAAAAAAUAGAGGAAGAGAAGAAGCAAGAUGAACUGGCUCAUUCCACUCCAACUGGCCAAGAUGAGAUAGUAAAUAAAGUCUUAGAAGUAGAUGAUAUUCUUGAAAAGAGACAGAAAUUAAUGACAUUAAUUGAGAGUCUUCCAACUCAUUCAAAUUUCAGAGAAGACCUCAUAUUCUACUUAAAGAGAUGGGUGAUAUCUUCAUUUGGUUUAAAGUACAACUACAAAAAGAUUUUACUAGGGACAAGUGGGCAUAAGGUCGCUACUUAGCUUCUAUCAUAAUUAGCUAAAGGAAGAGGUUCUUCUAUAGCUCAUGAAAUCAGUUACAUUGAUGACAAGAACUUCGGUGGCAGAAUUACUUUCAUGAAUCCAAUGAGAGAAUUUCUUCACAAGGAGAUUGCCCUUUACAACUAUUUGCAUAAAGUUGACAUUAUUCAACAAAGAUCAUUAGCUUAGAUCAAUAACCCAUUUACAAAUUCUCCUGCAUUCGGAUCUGCAGACUAUCUGAUAGAAAAGUUCUUUGAUAGACUAUAGGAUAAAUUCAAUGUUAAUACUGUGCCAACUGUUGUCAAACUUACUAACAAACUGCUCAAGACUGAUUUCAAAGAUGAGAGCAAUCCGUACCCCUUCUGCCCAUUAUGUUUUGGAAUCAGAGAUAAGAUCAAUAAUUUGCUUGAAAUGGGCUCCACAAUAAAGUCAAUUAAAAUUAAAGAAGAUGGCACAAAUGAAGUAGAAAGUAUAAAGAGCAGUUCAGAUUGGCUAAGCUCUGAAUUGGAGCAAGCAUUUUGCUUCGGUUGCAAGCGUAUGGGAAUUAUGGCUUCAAAGAAGGAAUAGUUUGUUGAGUUUUUACCAGCAGUAGUUAAAACUAAUUGCCAUAGAACACUAAGCACAAUAUAGAGCACUCUAUGA